Molecule: messenger RNA, 1000 nt
Organism: Dioscorea cayenensis subsp. rotundata (Guinea yam)
Lineage: Eukaryota; Viridiplantae; Streptophyta; Magnoliopsida; Dioscoreales; Dioscoreaceae
Product: ADP-ribosylation factor 2-like
Exons: 8
Coding region: 207-752 (181 amino acids)
Biological process (GO): intracellular protein transport; vesicle-mediated transport
Cellular component (GO): cytoplasm
Molecular function (GO): GTP binding; GTPase activity
Source: RefSeq, a predicted model, not a curated record
ACCGCCCAUUGCUUCCAUUAUCAACCCAUUUUCUCAUCGUCUUUCUCGUCUCCGAGUUCCGUUCCUCUUCAAAGCCUGAGCCGUAGAGAGAUCCGAGAACCACAGCGUCCUUCACCGUCUUGAAUCCAUCCAUCUCUCGUUUGGUUCAUGGAUCUUGGAUUUGUGUUGAUGUUUUUUAGGUUUUCUAGGGUUUGAGGAUUGUAGGGAUGGGGCUCACUUUCACGAAGCUCUUCAGUCGGUUGUUUGCCAAGAAGGAGAUGAGGAUCCUCAUGGUUGGUCUCGAUGCUGCUGGUAAGACCACCAUCCUCUAUAAGCUCAAGCUUGGAGAGAUCGUCACUACCAUCCCCACUAUCGGAUUCAAUGUUGAGACGGUGGAGUACAAGAACAUUAGCUUCACCGUUUGGGAUGUCGGUGGCCAAGAUAAGAUUAGACCUUUGUGGAGGCACUACUUCCAGAACACCCAGGGUCUUAUCUUUGUGGUGGACAGCAAUGACAGGGAUCGUGUUGUUGAAGCAAGGGAUGAGUUGCACCGGAUGUUAAAUGAGGAUGAGUUACGUGAUGCUGUUUUGCUUGUGUUUGCAAACAAGCAAGAUCUGCCCAAUGCAAUGAAUGCUGCUGAAAUCACUGAUAAACUUGGUCUGCAUUCCCUGCGUCAGCGUCACUGGUACAUCCAGAGCACUUGUGCUACGUCUGGCGAGGGUUUAUACGAGGGGUUGGACUGGCUCUCUAGCAACAUUGCAAACAAGGGUUGAGAUGCUUGCCAGAGUGUGUGGUCAAGUGUGUUGGAAAUGGGAUAUAUAACUCAACUUGUGUUGUGAUCCAAGUCAUUGGGUUGCUGCAAUGAUUCUACUUUUUUUUUUCUUGUUGUAGUCGUUGGUGCAACUGUGUUUCUGGUUGAUGUCUAGUAUUUUUGUUUCUUAAUAUGUUGUUGGUGGUACAUGGAGUACUUUUUUUUUUGGUUGAAGUGUUAUAUGUUUUCAAUUUGUGAUUAUUAUCUUAA